UCUUUUGACCAAGUGAUUAAGAAGGAGGCGUACGCAUGGGCCCAGAAGAAGAGACAUCGAAGGCAGACGUUGGGAACGUAGAAGUAGAAAAGGAGUUCACUGAGGACGAGGUUGAGGCGUGUGUGAACAAGCUGAAGUGCCACAAAGCAGCAGGAGCGGAUGGGAUAGUCAACGAGUUCAUGAAGUUUGGGGGGAAGGGGAUGAUCCAGCUGAUGGUACUGCUGUACAAUUGGGUGUGGAAAAACGAGUAUACGCCAAGUAGAUGGAGGGAAGGAGUGGUUGUGAACUUGUUCAAGAAAGGAGACAAGACUGACCCAGGAAACUACAGGGGGAUCACACUGUUGAACACAGUAGGAAAAGUGUUCUGUAAGCUGCUGAACGAUAGGAUAGUGGGAGUAUUGGAGAAGGAACAUAGCAUUAGUGAGGGCCAGGCAGGUUUCCGCAAGAAGAGGGGGUGCGUAGACCACGUGUUCACGGUAGGGAGAAUCAUCCAAGGUAGAAAGAGGGCGGGAAAGCCGACGUACUGCUUCUUCCUGGACGUGAAAAAGGCAUACGACACCGUAUGGAGAAAUGGGCUGUGGAAACAACUGUCCAAAUUCGGGAUCAAGGGGAAUUUGUGGAGAGUGCUGAAGGAGAUGUCAGAGUGUACGAAAAUUGCGGUCAUGUUAGACGGAGAACAACUGUCUAAAUUCUUCGACAUUGAGCAGGGGGUCCCACAAGGUUGCACGCUGUCCCCAACAUUGUUCCAGGUGUUCAUCAACGAUCUGUUGGAAGUCGUAGAGGCAGUCCGGAAGGGAGUAAAAGUAGGGGACACGGAAACGUCGGUUUCAGGAAUGCUGUUUGCGGAUGAUUUUGUCGGUAUGUCGGACACCCCUGAGGGACUGCAACUGCAAAUUGACGCGGCGAAGAAGUUUACUGAUAAGUGGAGAUUGUCUGCCAACGUUCAGAAGAGUGCCGUCAUGGUAUGCAACGAGAACAAGGAGGAACCAGUAGAACAUAGAUGGAAGUGGGGGAUCGAGGAGAUUGCAGUAGUGGACCAGUACACAUACCUCGGAGUAGAGAUCGCAAAAGACUGCUCGUGGAAUGCACACAUGUCCAAGGUAGCGGAAAAGGGCAAAGCACGAGCAGGGAAGCUGCACCCAAUACUCGCAAACCGGCACCUCGAUACACGCAUCAUCAAUUGACGGUUUUGAAGAGCGUUAUCGUACCGCCGCUAGAGUAUGCCGGAGAAGUAUGGGAA
Molecule: messenger RNA, 1240 nt
Organism: Ectocarpus sp. CCAP 1310/34
Lineage: Eukaryota; Phaeophyceae; Ectocarpales; Ectocarpaceae
Source: the annotation of a GenBank genome assembly